AUGUCAGAAGAGAAACGUAAGUUCAAGUCAGUGAAGUUUUCCCAUGAAGAAGAUAAGCUACUAACCUAUCUAAUUACAGAAUGUAAGCAUACUAAUUGGGUAACAAUUGCAUCAUUGAUGCCAGGUAGAAAUGUACAACAAUGCAGAGAUAGAUGGCGGCACGUCCUCUGCAAGCAUGCUGCAAGCAAAGAAUGGACAGAAGAAGAAAAUGCAUUAUUAAUGCAGAAGUAUCACGAUUUUGGCAAAAAGUGGAACGUCAUCCAAACUUCAUUCCCUAACCAUACUGUUGUCCAGGUCAAGAACCAUUGUAAGCAGUUACUUGCAGAAAAAGACAAACCUAAAGCUCAAAUCAAAGAAAUACCAAAGGUUGAGAUUUUAACCAAAGCAGAGCUACCAAUCCAGAUAUCUCAAAUGCCAACAGAUAAGAUGUUUGAUGAGCUAAUAACAGAUGCACUCAAAACUAAAGGCCCACUCGAUCUUGAUUCCUAUUGGGAUGUAAACGAAUUUAAUGAUACCCCAUUUGGAUUCGAAGAGGCCAAUUAA
Molecule: messenger RNA, 543 nt
Organism: Trichomonas vaginalis G3
Lineage: Eukaryota; Parabasalia; Trichomonadida; Trichomonadidae
Product: RNA polymerase II transcription regulator recruiting protein
Exons: 1
Coding region: 1-543 (180 amino acids)
Biological process (GO): regulation of DNA-templated transcription
Cellular component (GO): nucleus
Molecular function (GO): DNA-binding transcription factor activity, RNA polymerase II-specific; RNA polymerase II cis-regulatory region sequence-specific DNA binding
Source: RefSeq, a predicted model, not a curated record